UGCUAACCCGAUUACAAUUUCAUUUGGUAACAUCACCCAGUGACGAUUUAACAAACGACAACUCCAGUUCAUAAUAAUCGUUUCGAGUAUAUUGUGUCAUUUACGCGAGAACUUUCCGAUAUGAUGUUAGUGGUCGUUUGCUGUUGGCUGUUAAUGUGUCAGACCUCAUCCGUUCGACCAGAUGGAAUAACUUUACCCAUAACAUCUAUAGUUUACAAAUCGUCGCCGAUAGAUAAGAAGCCGUUAUCUGUAUCUUUUACACCAAACGCGUGUAAUGAAAAACCAACGACAUACACGUCGGGUUCCAGAUCGAUAGAAUCCGUCAACAUACCUACAAAAUUACCACAAGAAUCUUGUAGUGUCCAAGAGCCCCAACCUCCGUUUAAUACGGUGUCAAUAUCGACACCUCUGAAUCCUGCACUUGAUAAACCUUUACAAAUACAAUCAUUCACCGCAAAUGCUUUUACACCUAAAACAUUAGCGUUUCCUCAAAUAGACUUAUCUUCUUUAGAAAGCAGUCAUGUUGUUAAUAAUAAAAUGAUUGAUGGUACACGCGAACUGGUUCCGCCUGUAGUGCAAUACAGUCCCAAUUACGUAAUAACUAGUACAGAUAACAGUAACAAUAAAAUAAAAUUCCCUUUAGUACCUGUAAUGCUUGAUAAUUUACCAAGCAAUAUCCAUAAAGUAAAAAUCGCUGAUUCGAAACCAAUAUUUAUAGAUUGCAGUAAAUCAUCCAAAAGUUACCAAAUACCUACAAAUCUCGCAUCGGUUAAUCCUUAUGUAAUACAAAACGUAGCCAACCCUGUACCGAAAUAUGAAGUAGUCCAAGAUACAAUAGCAGAUUAUCGUUUGAAUCUAGCAAGAGAAGAUUAUAUGAUCUCUCAAGCUUCUGCUGUUUUCGUAGAAAAUCCAGUAACAUUUUUUAAUCCUAAUAAUAAUGUUAUCCAACAACAACUUAUAAAUAAAGCAACAACAGAACCAAAGUCUACUAACUAUAUUGAAAUAUCGGCCUCCACUGGUAAAGUAGAGUAUCCUAUCAGAAACGUUAUAUUCAGUUACGGUUCAAAUAGUUGCAAUCAAUUUCAAACAGCAAGUACUCAGAAAACUCAGCCCUGUUCCAUCAUUCCACCAAAAGUUGCACCAGUAGACAAUAAAAUAGAAUUGACUCAAAUUGUCAAUGCCAUUCCGCCCCAAAUCAACAACCAAUCACCUGAGAAUAUGUAUUGUUACUGUAAUAAAAUUAAUAUAAUUCCAAAACCUGAAUCUGUAUGUUACUGUACGGGAUUACCGACUUCAUCGUCAACAUCAUGUUUGAUCAAUCCAGCUUACACCCGUGAUAAUGAAUUACCAACACUUCCUGUAUCUCAGCUACCCAACGUCAAUACAAUCAACAAACCGUCACUACGAUCUUCUACGUUACCAUGUUCUAUACCAACAAGCGCAAGUAGUUAUGACGCCACAUCAGAUACAUUUACUUCACAAUUGAGUUGCUCGUUGAAUAGUAUCAUUUCUUUAUUAACAGCGGGUUUAAUAUCAACAGUAUUUGGAAACACUACUCCUGAACUAAUACCAGAUAUUGUACCAAUAGAAAUUACAUACGAACCUAUUAAAGAACCUGCAAUAGAUAUUCCAACCACUUUUAUGAAUACAGAUACAUUCGUUUCAAAUCCUUCAAAUUCUUCAUGUCCUCCUUCUCUUAUAGAUAUUCCUGUGAUUUUGCCAAAGCCUGAAAUAGAUUUAACUUUGAAAGAUUUUGACUCACAUGAGUGCUUAAGAACACCUUCAGCUGUAUGUACACAAGAAGCUCCAAAAUGCAAGCCGUAUUUAGCAUCUAUUACUAUAAAUAUAAUGCCAAGUUUAGAGACAACGAAUGAUAUUAUAAUUGUGAUUUAAUUUUUUUAAAUGUUUGUUGUUAUUGUUGUAAUUGUAUGGAAUAAAUGUUAUCAUCAAAACUUACUACUGUUUCCUGUUGUUAUCUAGUUUUACGUAAUCUGUUAUUUCAUAUUAUAAUAAAGAUAUUACUUGUAA
This is a messenger RNA of Vanessa tameamea, 2028 nucleotides long. RefSeq lists its product as uncharacterized. The transcript is spliced from 2 exons. The coding region runs from base 121 to 1893 and encodes 590 amino acids. The record is from RefSeq and is a predicted model, not a curated record. Lineage: Eukaryota; Metazoa; Arthropoda; Insecta; Lepidoptera; Nymphalidae.